GAGAAUUCAUCAGGCAUCACUGUAAAAUUAAGAGAGAGUGGUAAUGUAAAAUGUUAUAUGUUGUAUGUUGUAUCCGUUGUCAAUAGCGGUUGUGAUUUAAGAUAAAUACGACAAAUACGCUAUGGCUGACUCGUCUUACGAAAAAGGAUUGACUGAACUGUCAAAAAUGAAGGUUACCGAUCUGAGAGCAGAAUUAAAACAAAGAGGACUUCCAACUGUGGGCAAUAAAAACGAAUUAGUAGAAAGGCUUCAAUUGGCAAUCCAGGGAGAUUCUGCCUUAUCCUUGGAUGAAACUACAGAAGAAAUUUUAGAUGAAGAUGAAGUACUUGGUGAUGAAGAAAUAGAAGAAUUAUCCAGUAAACCAGAUUCACAGGUGCUUCCUGAGAAGCGAAAAUUAUCUGUGGAGAGCAAUAAUACUAAUGCAAAAAAAAUAGUGCUAAACCGCAAACCUGUACUUGAAGAAAUUAAAAAUGAUCAAGUGGAAAAAAAUGAAAAUAUAAAUAUAAAAGAAUCUGAUUCUGCGUCACCAGAAAAAAAGAUUAUUAAAUUAUCAGAACUCAGCACAAAAGAGAGAUUGGAGAUGAGAGCUAAGAAAUUUGGAAUGCCAUUAUCCGAGGCUGCAAAAAAAGAAGCUAGGUUAGCUCGAUUUACUGUCAAUAAUCAAAAUAAUAAAUCGGCUGCAUCCAUAAAGACGCCUGUGAAUACUACUUAUGAUACAUUGAAGAAACGUGGGGAAAGAUUCGGAACUUCUGUAUCUAGUUUGAUGGAAAAAGCCGAAUUGGCUGAACGAUUGGAAAAAAGGAAAGCUAGAUUCGGUGAAGUACAGCCCGUUGAAAGUAAAGUAGAAAAGGAUUCCUUUAGUCCAGCAAAAAAGAAUGAUCAAUCUCCAAUGAUACAAUCAUAUAGCUGUAAAGAAUUGGAUGAACAAAAUACCCAGGCGGCAAUCUUUUAUAAACGUUUGAUUGCUGUAUUAUUAUCAAAUCUUGCUAUACAGAAGAUUGAUGACAAAUUAAUAGGAACACUCAAUAUAGAGGCAUCCUUUUCACAGUUCGAAUAUCUCCAGAAUUUUGUAAAUGGCCAAGGAUCUAUAAGAGAAGUAGAUAGAAUUCUUGACAAUGUGAUAAAACAAUCUGAUCAUACCACAUCUCGCUAUAUGGCAGAGAUGUCUCAUUAUUUAAAGUUAUUAUCAGAAUAUUUGAUGAAUUAUUUGUUAAUCAUGAAAGAACGCUGGGACAUAACUAUAAUUUCCUUAAUAGUCAUAUCUAGUUUUAUGGUCUUAAGAAGACAAAGAUGGUCUCGAGGCUUGAUUAUCUUUUUAAUAAUUGAUGUAAUAUUUAUAAUAAGUUUUUUCAUAACUUGGUGGCGACUUAUACAGGAAGCAGAAAUUAAAUUAAUGGCUGCACAAGCGCAGUUUGCAGAAAUGCCAAUUGCUUGCCAGCCUUAUAAAAUGGGCCUCUGGGACAAAAUGGUUGCAUCGUUUUCCUCUACAAACGAUUGUGAAAAAUACUAUGAAUCAAUUAUGACCAAUCCUAGAUUGCAAGUAACACCAGCAUAUGCAUUGACAUACUUUCUCAGUACAGUCAUUUUUCAACCAUUAUCAUAUUUUGGACUUGUUAUAUCUGAAUUCAUAGAUAAUGCUACCAGUAAACUAAAUUUUGUAUACAAAAUUCCUAUCUUAAUCAUCCUUUUCUUAACUAUCUGCAUAUGCAUAGUAUUAUUGCCAUUUUUCUUAAUUGGCGGAUCUAUUAAAUUUGGUAUUGGACCAUUCUUCAAAUUCGGAAUAAAGGGUAAUACAAACUCCAAUAAGAAACAAGAACGCAUUGAUCGGAUUUACGAGGAUACUUCGCUCACGAAACGGUUGAAAGAUUCAAAUAUGAUGAAGCAAAUUAUAUCAACACAGCAAGAUAAAGAUCCUGCUGGAGGCGAUGCUAGCAUUGACGUGAGCUAUCAUUUAAGUGAGAAACAUAUAAAGUGCAAAUGUGAAAAUAAAAAUGCAGAUGAAAAUAUGGAAUGCGAGGAAAAAGAAGAAAGAGAUAAUGAUAGUUAACAAUGUCUUUCUCAUACUGCCACAUGUACAGUGCUGUUACAGUGAUUUAAUAGAUUGCUUGAUUAUUUAAUAUGUUAUUAUUAUUUCAUUUUUUAGGUUAAUAAUUAUUAAUCUUUAGAUUAUCAGCAUAGAUUAAUGUAUAUUUGAGAUUAUUUGAGAUCUAUAUGAGUAUAUUUCACUUGUAACAUAGAAAAAUAUUGGCUAUUAUGCUGAAAUUAAUCUUAAAUUAAUUAUAUAUCAUCGAUUUUAAUAUCUCGAAAAUGUUUAAAAAUUUCAUAUUGUUUUAUAAAUUUUUCAUCAAAUAUAUUUUUUAUAAAGUAUAUUAUUCACAUAUCUAUUAAUAUAUUGCUUUGUCUCAUCUCACUAUUUUUUUGAACGUAGGCGAAUAUAAUUAUGAAGUAUUGUUACAAAAGUACCUUGUUUUUUUAUAAAUUAUUGCUACUUACUGUAAUAAAUAUUAUAUAUAAUUAAUCUUUAAUUGUAUGAUAAUGUUUACUAAACAGUGCUAUUGCUGUUUGUGAGCAGCUAUUAUUUUAUGUAAUUUGACCUGAGUACCUCAUUAAACAAUAGAUUAACUAA
This is a messenger RNA of Formica exsecta, 2626 nucleotides long. RefSeq lists its product as uncharacterized. The record is from RefSeq and is a predicted model, not a curated record. Gene Ontology annotation, biological process: poly(A)+ mRNA export from nucleus. The transcript has 16 exons. Bases 122 to 2047 code for a protein of 641 amino acids. Gene Ontology annotation, cellular component: nucleus. Lineage: Eukaryota; Metazoa; Arthropoda; Insecta; Hymenoptera; Formicidae.